Messenger RNA from Guyanagaster necrorhizus, 1708 nucleotides. RefSeq lists its product as uncharacterized. The record is from RefSeq and is a predicted model, not a curated record. The coding region runs from base 62 to 1708 and encodes 548 amino acids. The transcript is spliced from 7 exons. NCBI's taxonomy places the organism in Eukaryota, Fungi, Basidiomycota, Agaricomycetes, Agaricales, Physalacriaceae.
CAAGUUAGUCUAUUAACUCCUUUUACAACGACCACCACAACAGUCGCUCUGUUUUGUGGCAAUGCCUCCCUCAAAACCAGACUUCAAGGACCACAUCUGUCCGCCGUCGAAUGCUAUACAUCCCUCUGACCGCUGGGAAUCUCUUUUCGUUUACUCAUUUAUCUGCAAAUUCACCAAUCUGCAGGGAAAGGUCGACGGGCUCGAGACUCCAAUGGACUUGGAAAAUGCCCUCUUGACGCAGGAACCAAAUCUAAUAUUGAGCCAAGUGCUUAGUCGGUUUAUAUUGAACCUCAGGCCACAAACGCGUAAUGUGGGCAUAGGUCAGAUAUCUUCUACCGUGGCCAAUGUCCUCGCCGAGUUCUUCAAAACAUCUGAGAGAACCGUGUUCUGGAAUGAAGAUCUCCAAAGGAACGUGGAUCCUCUUACUGGCUUAGAAGGAGGGUUCUUUGCCGCCAGUUGGGAUUUAAAGCUCAAUGUGUUGCGUCAGCUCGUUGAAUUACAACUCGUCCACAGCGCCGAUAUCAAGGCCAAACUUGAUCGCGCGUGGGGAGUCGCUCCACAUAAACAAAAGAAGAAAGAAAGCGAUUCAUCCCGCCCAGGAGCGGAAGACCCUUUCAGUCAGAAGCGGCUUCAGCUCUUGCCCAUUGGACAAGAUGCGGAUCGCAAACGUUACUGGAUAGCAGAUGAUUCUCCCCGGAUCUACGUUUCGACCAAUCCCUGGAAGAUGUCCUCUACCUUUGAGACCUUAGCAUCCACGCGCGAAGAGUACAUGGCUGUUAUCGAGAGUCUCAAAGCCUCCACACCUACUCCUAAAAAGUCUCCUCGCGUCGCUGUUAAACGAGGAGAGGCGCAACAUUCAGCUCUGAUCUCAUCACUCGAGGAACGUGUUCCAGCUAUAGACGCCGAAAUAGCACGUGCACAAAGGGCUCGUCGCAAAAUGGAACAAAGAUUGGCUCUGUACGCUCAAGCAGACCUAAGAGAAACUCGAACCCGACGUCAAACCCGGAAGCCGGAUUACGUGUAUCACAUACAGGAUCUUGACAGUGAUAAUGAUGCCGACGAGUACAGAUACCAAGAAGACGAUGGUUAUGAUGAGGAUGAGGACUUUGCAAAUGAUCAGGACUCUGAUGCCAAAUCGUCGAGAAAACGUCACAGAUUCACAAAUGUUGAACCACGACGGUCCACUCGGACGUCCGCAAGGUCCAAUGGCAAACGAGAAGCGUCUGCAGAUGAUCCCUGGGGGAGCUGGCGGGGGGAGCGACGUUCCACGCGUCUUGGAGCACCUGCAGAUACCCAAUUUGAUGCCGGACCACCGACGAAACGGGCGCGGACAGCAGACAGUACUGUCAGCACGAAUUCUGGAGAUUUGCGUAUCUCCCCGGUAGAUCCGCCGCUGCAAACCAGCAAAAAUGGGCUAGGAAUUAAAGCUUCUGGUGCAGCGGCACUGAAACCCACAGAAGUGGCAUUGGAACAGAUUGCCGGAAAGAAGCGGUCAAAAUACUGGGUGUACGCUGUAGAGCCUUCAAUGCUUUCGGUUGAGCCGGAGGAUCGGGCGCCGACGAUGAAUGAGAUGGAAACGAACGGAAAAGAGAGGAAUGGCAAUGGUAAUGGCGAUGUCUCCAUGUCACCCUCCGUUAACGAAAUGGAAGAUGAUUCAGACUAUCCCAAGAGCAUGGAAGGCAGCCUGUCGCCUAUAGAAUCGUCAUAG